Molecule: messenger RNA, 453 nt
Organism: Haemonchus placei
Lineage: Eukaryota; Metazoa; Nematoda; Chromadorea; Rhabditida; Trichostrongylidae
Source: the annotation of a GenBank genome assembly
AUGGAUAGGUUUCGAGUCGCCUGUACCAGUAAUGGUCGAUCAACUCUUUGUACACCUUCCUUCCUUCCAGGUCGUACAACCGGUGUAGUACUUGAUUCUGGAGACGGAGUAACGCAUGUUGUGCCUAUAUAUGAGGGUUUUGCAGUUGAUCACGCCAUCGGACGGAUGGAUGUUGCCGGACGUGAUGUCACCCGAUGGUUGCGAUUGUUAUUACGCAAAGAGGGUACCGAUCUUCACAGAACCAGCGAAUUUGAAAUUGUUCGUGAAAUCAAGGAAAAGGCGUGUUACCUGGCCACGAACGUCGUAAAAGAAGAAGCCAAUGAGGGCGAUAAGGUCGGUCAGCAGUCAUCUCCAACACUAUGGUUCAUGUUGCAGGGGUUCAUUUCGUUCCAAUCGAUUUUUUUCACCGUAACUACUAUGGGCGGUGCACCCUAUCGAUCAUUUUUCGCUUGA